This is a messenger RNA of Corticium candelabrum, 979 nucleotides long. RefSeq names its product protein-lysine N-methyltransferase EEF2KMT-like. The record is from RefSeq and is a predicted model, not a curated record. The transcript is spliced from 8 exons. Lineage: Eukaryota; Metazoa; Porifera; Homoscleromorpha; Homosclerophorida; Plakinidae. The coding region runs from base 45 to 947 and encodes 300 amino acids.
ACUUGGCCCGUGAAGUUGACGGCUCGGACUUGUCACAAUAUUAAAUGGAAAAACUAAAAUCCGCAUUCUGGGCAAUGGAACCGUGUGAUAGAAAUGAAACUCAAAUACUAGAGAUUGAUGAACAAAGGCAUCUACUCAGCCAGACUCUCAAGCAUCCACUUUAUGUUAUGUACCCACCAUCUAACCGAUUUGUUUGUCAAUUCAUUAAAGACAUCAUAACUAAGUGUGAGGAUAACCAAACAGAAGUUCUUGAGGAUAUUUACACUGCAUAUGUAUCUCUGCUGGAAGCAGGUGAUCAAGAAUAUUGCUACAAAACAUAUUGGCUGACUCCAGAUAGUCAUAUUACACUGAAAGGAACAGACAAACUGAUCAGUAUGGGAACAACAGGCCUACAGACUUGGCCAGCUGGUCUGCACCUGGCAGAGUAUCUUAUUGAGAAUAAGGAAAAAGUCAGUAAAAAGCAUGUAAUUGAGUUGGGGUCAGGAUUAGGCCUAACAGGGAUAACAGUGGUCAAGUACACUGCACCAACAAAAUAUGUGUUUAGUGAUUGCCAUCCAGUUGUCCUCACAUUACUCCAAGAAAACGUCACACUCAACCUGCCAGAUGAUCACCAUGUGGUCUGUGUUAAAACAAUUGACUGGACUGAUAAUGAUGCCAUUGAUGUCAGUGAUGAUUUUGAUCUCAUGCUGGCUGCUGAUGUUGUGUAUGACCCUGACAUUAUUGUACAUCUAGUGCAAACUUUGGCUGCAUGUAUAAGGAGACCGGACAAACAAGCAGUAGCUCUAGUGGCUUCUACAGUCAGAAACAGUGACACUUACACACAGUUUGAGUUGUGUCUAGGUCAUUACGGUCUACAAAGUAAGCUGAUGAUGCCACCCACCAAGCAACUAUUUCAAUAUGAUCGAUCAGUUCCAAUCAAAAUUCUCCAAAUUUUUGCUACAAUUUGAAACAAGCUUCAAAUGCUCUACAUGUUCACCAC